UGCUCGACAAGUAAUAUUAAUCUCUCAACUGGUAAGUGAAAAACCAAAACGCAAAAACAUGGGUUCUGAUGGGCAGCCAAAGCUCCCUGUCUUAGAUUUCUCUCAGGAAGCUGAAGCUCUGAAGCCUGGCACCAACUCAUGGCUAUCGGCAUGCAAAGAUGUUCGACAAGCACUUGAAGAGUUCGGCUGUUUUUUCGUAUCGUAUGACAAACUCCCUCCGGAGUUUCAAAAUGGUUUUUUGGGUGCUCUAAAAGAAUUAUUUGAUCUCCCUACUCAGACCAAAAUGACAAACAAAUCUGAAAAUCCCUCAAGUGGAUAUUUUGGACAAAUUCCCAGCCUUCCUCUCCAUGAAGGCUUGGGCAUUGAGAAUGCAACAAAUUUAGAGGAGACUCAAAAGUUCACAAAGCUCAUGUGGCCUGGUGGAAAUGAUAAUUUCUGUGAAAGUGCACAUUCGUUUGCAAAAGUGGCAGAGGAGUUGGACCAAAUGGUGACUAGAAUGAUAUUUGAGAGCUAUGGUAUGGAGAAGUAUUACGACUCCUAUGUUGGGUCCGUCUCCUAUCUUCUUCGACUCUUGAAAAAUAGAACACCCCAAGAAAAUGAGCCUAGCCUUGGCUUCGUGGCUCAUACUGACAAGAGCUUCACAACCCUACUUUAUCAGAAUAACCAAGCCCAUGGUCUGGAGGUUGAAACUAAAAGCCACGAAUGGAUUAGGGCUGAGUUUCCACCUUCAUCCUUUCUAGUCAUGGCCGGUGAUGCACUAAUGGCAUGGAGCAAUGACAGAAUAUUAUCUCCCAACCAUCGAGUUAUUAUGAGUGGGAAUGAAGCAAGAUACUCUCUGGCACAAUUUGCAUUUAGUGACGGCGAGAUACAUGUGCCGGAAGAGCUUGCUGAUGAACAACACCCCUUACGCUACAAGUCGUUUGAUCAUCCUGGACUGCUAGUUUUCUUUCGCACUAAUGAGAGCUAUGUUUCAAACAGUGCUAUAAAAGCCUAUUGUGGUGUUUGAAAUAAACCCCGUAGCUAAUACGAAUGUUUGCUACGCUUGCGUGUGCUGUGUGUUAAUUUCAAGGCUUGGUUGUGGGUUUUUUAAUUGUUCAAUCUGUUUCUGCAUGCUAUGUUACCU
Prunus dulcis (almond) is the source of this 1123-nucleotide messenger RNA. Its product is annotated as 2-oxoglutarate-dependent dioxygenase AOP2. Gene Ontology annotation, molecular function: dioxygenase activity. The transcript is spliced from 3 exons. The record is from RefSeq and is a predicted model, not a curated record. Bases 59 to 1006 code for a protein of 315 amino acids. Lineage: Eukaryota; Viridiplantae; Streptophyta; Magnoliopsida; Rosales; Rosaceae.